UAUUCUCGCCGAAUCAAUUCUUCCAUAAAAUGUUUCAAUUCUAAAAAGUAUUUAUUUUUAUUAUCACUCAUGGUCAGAUUAGCGCGGUUUAAUUCUCUACUACAUCUAUGCCCAGCACUCUACAUUAUGUUUAUCAAACAUAUUUUAACAGAUGGCACACCACUGUAUGAAGCAACAAAUAUGACAAUUUGCGAUACAAUUAUGGAUACAGCACCACAAUUUAAUGAGACAUUUUAUAGUUGCAAAUGGCAAGGUCAGAUGAUUGAUUGUGCCCGUUUUCACUGAGCAUGGUUUUUGCUUCACUUUCAAUGCCCUCAAUUCACACGAGAUAUUCACAGACGAAAUGGCUCCCGAAAUGAAGAUUGUUAAAAAUAAUCCCAACAUUCUUGGCUGGAAUUUGGAAGAUGGCUACAAAAACAAAUUAAUUGGAGAUGAAUAUCCGUUGCGUGUUCUUCAUACGGGUAGUCAGAACGCUCUUCAUAUUUCUCUCUUGUGUUCCAUCCGAAACCCUAUGCAUCAUUGCAAUGGUUUCUUAACUGGAUUCAGAGUGAUACUGCGAACACCAGGCGAAGAAAUAGAAAUGUCACGAAAUUACAUCGAAGUGCCUCUUUCUGAAACAACACAUAUUGCAAUCAAACCAAAGGUGACAACCACCUCAGAUGAUUUACGGAAUUACGAACCAAACCAAUGGAAAUGCUUCUAUGAAUCCGAGCGUCAGUUGCGAAUCUUCAAAGUUUAUUCGGAGAGUAAAUGUGAAGCCGAGUGUUUGGCAAAUGUGACAUACAUGAAGUGCGGAUGCGUGAAAUUUUCGAUGCCAAGAGAUGCAAGUACAAAAGUUUGCACUGGAAUAGAUUAUAUAUGUUACAACAAUGUUCAGUUAAACUUAUUUUCGGAUGAGAGUAAUCGGGUAGGAAUAUCAAAACGUAUUUUGUACUGAAAUGUCACUUUUGCAAAAAGAUUUUUACAUCCUACCGCCAUCUACUUUCGUAUCGAUUACUAUUCUAAUAUCAAAACGAAAUGAAUCCACAAAUAUGUUUCUAGUGGUUAAUUUAAUGAAUAUUAUG
Molecule: messenger RNA, 1064 nt
Organism: Contarinia nasturtii (swede midge)
Lineage: Eukaryota; Metazoa; Arthropoda; Insecta; Diptera; Cecidomyiidae
Product: pickpocket protein 28-like
Exons: 4
Coding region: 344-937 (197 amino acids)
Biological process (GO): sodium ion transmembrane transport
Cellular component (GO): membrane
Molecular function (GO): ligand-gated sodium channel activity
Source: RefSeq, a predicted model, not a curated record